AGUGAUUUCCUCUGGGUUACCGCGCAGGCGCAAGAGAAGGCGAGGCGCCGCGAGUCGUAGAGACGCUGUUUGCGGGUCUCCGUGCGGGACCGGGGCGCAGCGGGGUCCCUGAGGCGACGGUGUCAUGUCAGACAACGAGGACAAUUUUGAUGGUGACGACUUUGAUGAUGUGGAGGAGGAUGAAGGGCUAGAUGACUUGGAGAAUGCUGAAGAGGAAGGCCAGGAGAAUGUCGAGAUCCUCCCCUCUGGGGAGCGACCGCAGGCCAACCAGAAGCGAAUCACCACACCAUAUAUGACCAAGUACGAGCGAGCCCGUGUGCUGGGCACGCGAGCGCUCCAGAUUGCGAUGUGUGCCCCUGUGAUGGUGGAGCUGGAGGGGGAGACAGAUCCUCUGCUCAUUGCCAUGAAGGAACUCAAGGCCCGAAAGAUCCCCAUCAUCAUUCGCCGUUACCUGCCAGAUGGGAGCUAUGAAGACUGGGGGGUGGACGAGCUCAUCAUCACCGACUGAGCUGGAGUCAUCUUCCUGCCCUUGCCCAAUUUUCAUUCCCACUUUAUAUGUGUAAAUAAAAUAUUCAACUUUCCAACCCCCUU
Molecule: messenger RNA, 591 nt
Organism: Rhinopithecus roxellana (golden snub-nosed monkey)
Lineage: Eukaryota; Metazoa; Chordata; Mammalia; Primates; Cercopithecidae
Gene: POLR2F
Product: RNA polymerase II subunit F
Exons: 5
Coding region: 125-508 (127 amino acids)
Biological process (GO): DNA-templated transcription
Cellular component (GO): nucleus; RNA polymerase I complex; RNA polymerase II, core complex
Molecular function (GO): DNA-directed RNA polymerase activity; DNA binding
Source: RefSeq, a predicted model, not a curated record